GCUCAGGUAACGUCGGGCCCAUGGUUGGGCCAAAGGACAAUAUGGCGUCUUCUAUUCCAAUAGCAGUCGAACAAUUAUUGGAGAGCAGAGUGCAAGAAAUCUCGCGUGAUGGACAAGAGACGCAUGUGCCUCAACUUUCCAUGUCUGAGGAGCUUGCUCAUCUCGCUCAAAAAAUUGACUUCACAAAAACGCUUGAAGAAGAAGAGGAAGAAACUGAUGUAGACAAAGGAGAUAAACCUCUAUUUCAACCAUCUCUUUGGCCUUGGGACUCUGUGAGGAAUAAAUUAAGAAACACAUUAACUAACCUUUGUGUCUUGGUGGAUAUACUUAAUGUUGCUCGUGAGAAGAAAUACAUUUCACUUGAUACAGUGUCACAAAUGGAAGCCCCUCCAAAACCUGCAGUUAGAUUGCUCAGUAAACGAAAGAAUUUUGCUGAUGCAAGCAAGAUUCUCAUUCAAGGAAUGCAAAACAUGGCAGUUGGUUUAAAAGAACAACAAGGGAAUGUAGACAGAAAUAAUUUUUAUGCUGAGUUGAUGAAACUUAGGAAACACUGGAGAUUGAAAAAAUCUGGAGACUUAAUUCUUGGGGAUCUUUCGUAUAAAUCUGCUGGUUCAAGGUUUUGGCACAGUGGUGCAUUUGAAGUUAAGAAAGAUACAAAUACAGAAGACAGAAAGAGUAGUCUUGAUGUGAACAUCUCAACUGAUUUAAGAGGUGUCAGAGAAAUGCAAGUAAAAAUUUUACAUGGAGAAGAGUUGACAUAUUCUUAUGGGAAAGAUUUACGAAAGACUAUAAAUCAGCAAUUCUAUCGUGAAGGUGUUGCACCAUGGCAUCAGGAACUAUGUAUUGCUCAAAAUAAUCUGUAUGUUAAAGAAUUGUUUGCUCAGCUUGUCCACGAGUGUUAUCACAGUAAAGGAUUGCCUAAACUAGUAUUAAACAAUGAAAUAAAAAUGGAGAUAUUUCCUCAGACAAUCAUGUCAAUAACUCAGACUCAUCAAACAAAUGAUGAAAAUGAAGAAAAACAGGUGAUCAACUAUCUUGUUGAUGAUUCAGAAAUUAACGAAGCACGUAUUGGUCAACUGCAAGGACCCACUCCCCUCAAUAUUUUCGAGUUCACGGGACAAAUAUUACUUCGACAGCAACAUCGUUUCAACUACGAUCAUUGUACACCACGCCCAGUGACUUCUGGGAUUGCAAUGAAAGGCAACAAAAAGAUUUGUGUUGCUGGUCCAUCAUGUAUGGUCUUAGAAGAUUUUAACAAGUUAAAAACAAAUCCAAAACUUUUGGAUAAGUUGAUCAAUAUAGCUAAACAUCACAUACUUACAAGAAGAGUUGAUAGAGUUAUUCAAGACUUAUCUGAAGAAAUAUCUGAUCCGCUGAUCUCUUGUCACUGGAGUAGUCUUUCAACGGAGACAUCCUCAUUUGCUUCUGUCUGUAUUGGCUUGGUAGAGAGAAUGGAAAGAACGUGCCUUGCCGUUAAAGUUGACAAAGACACAAUACAUGUAACUCGACAAGAUGGUUUGGGAAUCACGCUGUCUGCUGAUGUCAACGAACUAAAAGAAACGUUAAAAAAUCAGGUGCAAUUAUUUAUGCUAGAGAUUGCGAAGAAGGAAGCGUUACGUUUGGGAUGGAAUGUUAGAUGUAAUAAUUUCUUGGUUCGAUAGAUGGUGUAAAUGGUCAUCUUGCUGGAUUACUUCUUACUUUGCCCGAGAAAGAAAGGGAAGUUUUCAUCGAGAUUUCACCUCCUUCAAAUAUUCACAUCAAAGUCAAGUCUUCACAGUACGGCGACACUUUGCCAAAGAUUCUGGAGAAUGAGCCACAAUGGUCUUCUAUAUGUAGAAACUAUCAUUCCUUACACUACUUCAACACUCCUGGGAGAACAUUUUUGGAAAAAAUAACAAUUAUCUUACAAACCAGUUGAAAUCUGUAAGGUAUGUUUGUUAAGGACAAAUGUUCCUUAUAUGUCUUCAUUAGGCAAGAUUGUAUAAACGGAUCAUAAAUAUUUGUGUAAUAAUAUGCUAAGGUAGCAAACAAUAAUGAAUACAGGUGUUUUCGGGGAAAUGCUGCACGUCAUGAAAAUCUUUGGAUUUUUGACUUUCUAUACAUGCAGUUAAAUUCUUUACUUUGGGUUUUUUUCCUCGUCUUUAAUAACUUGUUUUCAAAUGAUGCAAUUAUACUGCUAGCAAUCCUCAUGCGUUUGCCGUGCGAAAAACGACAAGAUAAUGUUCAAUAAUUGUCUAGUGUUUUUGCAAUUAAAGAAGACGUCUGUCUAA
This is a messenger RNA of Xenia sp. Carnegie-2017, 2270 nucleotides long. Its product is annotated as mediator of RNA polymerase II transcription subunit 17-like. Gene Ontology annotation, biological process: regulation of transcription by RNA polymerase II. The record is from RefSeq and is a predicted model, not a curated record. Lineage: Eukaryota; Metazoa; Cnidaria; Anthozoa; Malacalcyonacea; Xeniidae. The coding region runs from base 21 to 1661 and encodes 546 amino acids. Gene Ontology annotation, molecular function: transcription coregulator activity. The transcript is spliced from 14 exons. Gene Ontology annotation, cellular component: mediator complex; core mediator complex.